This is a messenger RNA of Malaya genurostris, 3173 nucleotides long. RefSeq names its product cilia- and flagella-associated protein 58-like. The record is from RefSeq and is a predicted model, not a curated record. The transcript is spliced from 6 exons. NCBI's taxonomy places the organism in Eukaryota, Metazoa, Arthropoda, Insecta, Diptera, Culicidae. The coding region runs from base 397 to 3096 and encodes 899 amino acids. Gene Ontology annotation, cellular component: cytoskeleton.
UAUUGUUUUCGUGAAAGAAUUGGGUUAAAUUUAUGAACCGAUUUUUAGACUAUGAAAGCUGUGAAGGUCGUCCUUCUCUGUGACGAUAAAAAUAUCAAUCAAAUUUCCAUUCACAGUAGGCGUCUGCCCCCGAAAACCAUUUCCUGUCAGAUUGAUUUUGCACGAGUAAAAAGAAAAACACAAAACAGCCACCAGUUGCUAUUUUAUUUUGCCUUUUUGCGGUGCCAAUUGCCCCAAAUGUGUUCACAGUUUCGUUAGCAGGACAACCAUCGGAGCGCCAAUUUCCCAGCCCUCCAUAGUUUCCAUGGAUUGUUUGGGAAAAUAAUUCAGCCUAGAAAAUUUUCACUGUUCGAUUGGAAUUCACUGUGACUGGGUGUGUCCGUGCCAAGCCCCAGAAUGGAUCAAAUCGUUGAGGAAAGUGGAGAGGAUUCGCAGGCACCGGAAUCCACAUUUGAAGAUGACCUUAUUCCGAAGGAGAUCAACGAUGAGUUUUUUGAGGAGAUCUGCGCCAAAGCAAAUCUGACCGUAAAAGAUCUGCAGGGGAACCAGCAGUAUGGACUGGCCGAGGAUUUUCAGAAAUUGUUGUUAACCAGCCAGCAGCUUCGACAACAGUUGCUGGAUGAGCAACAGAAGAUCGAAAACAUGCAGGGGGAAGUGGCGGCCGCAGCCGGGAGAGUGGCGCAGGCCGUUUCGAUUUCCCAGCGGGAUCAGGAUAUGAUUCAGACGUUGAAAAUGGAAAUCCAGGAUGCAUGGAAACGAGCGGAUGCGGCACAAACGCGCGAACAAACCGCCCAGGAAGCAAUGAAUCAGAUGAGAGAGAAACUGGAGAAAUUGGUUGCCGUGUCGGAUCGACAUGGCGAUAAGGAUGAUGAAGUUGGCACUGCCAUGGGUAAACACAAGGAGAGCAUCCUCCGGGAACGCGAUCGUCUUUUCGCAGAAGUUGAAGAAUUAAAUCGUCGUCUUCACACGCAACGUGUGUACACCGAGGAGUUGGAAGCAAAAUGUUCCGAUACGGAAGCGAAGGUUAAGGAGCUGUACAAGGUGUUGGAUGAAACGUCGAACGAAGCCUUCCGUGACAAGCGUAUGUUGGAGAAUCUGCACAUUCAGCACGCUGAAGUGACCGCAGAGCUAGCCACUGUAACCGAAGAUGCCAAUCGUUUCAAGGUACAAGCCGAGGCAAGUCACAAAACUACGGUUCAGCAGGGCAUGCAGAUGGCAGCGAUUAGAACCACCCUGGAACGGCUGACGACGAGUAACAAUCUGCUGCAGGUGAAACUGGCGAAGGCUCAGGGGGACUUUGAAAACAUGGUUCAGCUGAAGGAAAAGGUCACCAACGAACUAAACACCAAGGUUAACAUACUGAAGUUGAAGGAGGACGAAAACAACAAGUUCCGACUUGAGAAUGCUAAAUUGACUAAGAGUAAGGAGUUGCUCCAGAAAAAGAUUCUAACUGUCGAAACGGCCAAAAGUGCGGUUGAUCAGGAGGUAACAAAACACAAAAAUACCAUCGUUACUUUCGAGAAGGAACGCGACGCCACUAAGAAGGCUUUCGAUAUCGCCAGAAAGCAGACGGAUUCCGUUCUUCGGGAACGUGAUCUGACUCGGAAGGAGCUUACCAAAGCCAACAAGAUAACUUCGGACCUGAUGGAUCAGAUUAUGCUACUGGAAAAGCAACAGAAAACACUGGACAACGAAAUCAAGGGACAUCAGGCGGCAGCCCAGAAGCAGAGUAUGCUGAUGAUGAAAAUCGAGAAAGAUCGCGACCGGAACGCCGAAGAAGUCCAAAACCUGACCGACAAGCUGGAGCAGAUGAGCGAGGAUCUUCUGUACCGGCAAAAUCAGAUCGUCGAGCUUCGGGAGAAGUUGAAGGAAACCGAAUCCAGACUGUUCCAGUGUCAGAACUCGCUGGAGCUAACUAGAAGUGAAAGAAACGUUUUUGAGCGUGAUUUGGGCAUUUGUAUGAAGGAGAAUGAUAGCUUGAAGGAUCGACUGAAGACUUCGGUGCAUUCCGUUGAUCAGUUAAAGGAUGAGAAUACAACCAAGGUGGCGGAACUGUUCAAGGCAAACAAGACAAUUGAUCGGCUUGAGAAGGACAAACAAUCACUGAAAACGGAGUGGCAGAACAUAUCAACUACGUUGCAGCAUACGAAAUCGGAACUGAACGAGAACAUGAUGGAGAACGCUCGAUUGAACAAGACACUGACGGAGGAUGCGGCAAGCAUGAUGCGAUUGAAAAAGCAGCUCGAUGGAACGAUCAACGAGAAAGAUUUGAUUAAAAUGCAGUUAACACAACGAGUGGACGAGAUCAACAAUCUGACGGAAAAACAGAACAUGUUGAAUAUGGCUUUGGAUCGAGGAGAAAGCCAGUACAGAGACCGUCUAGACGACAUUCGGUUGUUGAAGAUUGAAAUCAGCAAUCUGCGAUCUCAAAGGAACUUACUGGCAAGGGGGCUGGCAAAUACUGCCGAUAUGCGACAGGAAGUGCUUCAACUUAACCGAGUACUGAACCAGGAACGGGUUAAGGCGAGAGCUCUGGAGGAUGAAAUGUUAACACCGAUGAACAUACAUCGGUGGCGCAAGCUCAGCGGCAAGGACCCGGAGAAAAUGGAUUUGAUUGUGAAAGUACAAACACUGCAACGGCGGGUUCUGUACCAGUCGGUUACGGUGUCGGAACAGGAAAAGACCAUCAAAGAAUCGGAGAAAGUUUACGGUGAACUGAAGGAGGUGGUCGAGAAGUUGCCCCACCAGAAAAUGAAGGAACAACUUUGUGCCACGCAAAGAGCCCUGACAGCCAGAACCAAAAAGUUGAAGGCACUAUCAGCAGAGAUCCGAAUCAAGGAAAGUGACAGCAAAAGCCAAGAGUGUCUGGUGGAUGAACUGAAGAAAUCGCUGCUGGAGACAAAAAAAGAGUUGGUCAAUGAGAAACGAGAAAAACAGAAACUAGCGGAAUCCGUCCGUAAUGUUUUGAUUCCGGCGAACGGCAUUGGCCGCUCGCAGUCGCAUCAUCAUCACGAUAAGGUGAUCGUCAUCCAGCAGCGAGACAGUCGGAGUGGCGGAUAUCGCAUGCUGGGAUCCGGGUUCAAAGUUAUCUGCUAGGUGAUUUUUUGCUUGACAGUGCUGACGCGAUUCCGGUGCGUGAAGUAUAGGGUCUAUUUGUGUGACAAAUAAAUAUU